AUGGCACCGGCCACAGCUUCACAGAAGCAGAGCAUCGCUCAGUUCGUAGCUCUGACGGACUGCACCGAUGCAGCUGCAUCCAAGUUUUUGAGAUCCGCGCAGUGGAACAUUGACCGUGCAGUGGAUAAUUACUUCACCAGCCGCUGGAAUACUGGCGAUGAUAAAAUCACCGCGGCAUUGAACAAAAUCUUUGACAAGUACCGAGAUGAUACACAGAAAGAGGCCGCUGUCAUCAGCAUCGAAGGAGCCAUGCAAUUCCUGAGUGACAUCAAUGUCCAACUAGACGAGGUCACCUGCCUGGGCAUCAUGGAGCUUUGCAAAUGCCCGACGAUGGGCGAGUUUCCACAAGAAGGCUUCGUGACUGGCUGGAAGGAGGCAAAAUGCGACACCAUCCCCAAAAUGGCCGAGCAUGCCAACCAACUCCGGGCCACAAUUCCCACAGACAAGGACCUCUUCCGUCGCGUGUACUGCCACACAUUCCCCAUCUCCCGCAUGGCAGGUCAGCGCAAUCUCCCCUACGACCUAGCCGCCGAGCAGUGGCGUCUGCUCUUCACCGCGGACCGAGGCGGCAUCCCCUGGAGCACCGAGACUACUCCCUGGCUGGAGUGGUGGUUGGAGUUCCUGGAGGAGCGUGGCAAAAAGGCCGUCAGCAAGGACUUGUGGCAGCAGCUUGAGCUGUUCAUGCGCAAGACUAGAGAGGACGAGUCUUUUGGCUGGUGGAGUGCGGACGCCGCCUGGCCCGGUACUCUCGACGACUUUGUGGGCUGGGUGCAGGAGAAGCGUGCUCAGGGGAAUGCCAUGGAGCAUUGA
Penicillium oxalicum is the source of this 810-nucleotide messenger RNA. Its product is annotated as defective in cullin neddylation 1 family protein. Gene Ontology annotation, cellular component: ubiquitin ligase complex. The coding region runs from base 1 to 810 and encodes 269 amino acids. The transcript has 5 exons. Gene Ontology annotation, molecular function: ubiquitin-like protein binding; ubiquitin conjugating enzyme binding; cullin family protein binding. Gene Ontology annotation, biological process: positive regulation of ubiquitin-protein transferase activity; protein neddylation. The record is from RefSeq and is a predicted model, not a curated record. Lineage: Eukaryota; Fungi; Ascomycota; Eurotiomycetes; Eurotiales; Aspergillaceae.